CACUCUUUCUCAAUCUCCUUAAUUUGCAAGGAAUUUACUUGUUUCAACUCCCGAUCAUUCCCAACAAUUACCAUCAAUUAAAAACUCUCAUCCACUUACAUUCUUCAUUGAUUAAUUUGAAAUGGAAAAGUUGCAGAAAAAAAAAAUAUAAUUUUCUAGAUCCAAGCUGCACAGAGUAGUGUAAUAAGUUAAUAACACACACUUUGUACCUACCAAGUACCAACUACACAAUUUAGCCCACAAUCAAAACCAAAAAGAAAAACAAGAAAAACCCACAAACUUCGUCCACAGCCAAGAGUUUCCAAAUCAUGUCCAACAGACAAAAACCCUUCAAUUCCAAAAGGCUAUCUAAUUUAGAACGGGAUGAUUUAGAAGAUCAGUGUAAAAGCACGUCCUCUGAAUUAGACGAACAAUCUUAUUUGUAUUCGACACCUCCAAGGAGCCACCUAAGGACUACUUCAUUACAUACGUCUUCUUUUGUGGAAGUUUCUCAAUCAAACUUUAGUCCUUCGCCUCAAGUGCAAAAAGUUUUGGACCAUUGCUUCACGGCACCUGUGCACCGAAAGCUCUUUCUUGAGAGCCAAGAUACCUCGCCUAUGAGGCCUAUGACCGAGAGAAGGGGUAGUCCGAUGCCUUCCCGAAAGUUGGAUAGACUUUCAGAAAGCGAGAAGAAAAAUUUAAUUGUGAACUUAGUGAAGAUCCAAAAAGACGGGACGGUGGAGGUUGAUCUCACUCAGGAUUCUCCAGUAGCUUCCGAGCUAUUGGAGUUCCAUCCAGUUGAUGAAUUUUUUUCUAGUGUUGAUUAUAUAACGGCCGAUCACAAUAAGUCGAUUCCAAAACUAAAGAUUGCCAUGCUUGUAGUUGGAACUAGAGGAGAUGUACAGCCCUUUCUAGCCGUAGCAAGGAGACUACAGGAAUAUGGUCAUCAUGUAAGGUUGGCAACUCAUUCCAACUUCCGUGGAUUUGUUAAAGCAGCUGGUGUAGAUUUUUACCCUCUCGGGGGUGAUCCUCGUGUUUUGGCUGGAUAUAUGGCCAGAAAUAAAGGUUUAAUUCCAUCAGCACCUGGAGAAAUUUCUGUUCAACGGAAACAAAUAAAGGCGAUUAUUGAAUCUCUUCUUCCAGCAUGCACAGAGCCAGAUCCAAUAACCGGCGAACUUUUCAGGGCUCAGGCAAUUAUUGCAAAUCCUCCAGCUUAUGAGCAUACAAAAAUGCAAUNUCUUGGUGUUCCCCUGCACAUCUUCUUCACAAUGCCUUGGACGCCUACAUAUGAUUUUCCUCAUCCAUUGGCACGUGUGCCUCAAAGUGCAGGAAACUGGCUCUCCUAUAUUCUUGUGGAUUUACUGAUUUGGUGGGGCAUAAGAGGACAUAUAAAUAACUUCAGGAAGAAUAAGCUGAAACUUGCCCCUAUUGCAUACUUCAGCACGUACCACGGCUCGAUUUCUCAUCUCCCAACAGGCUAUAUGUGGAGUCCUCAUGUUGUGCCAAAGCCGAAAGACUGGGGCCGACUGGUUGAUGUCGUUGGUUACUGCUUUUUGAAUCUGGGGUCUCGGUACCAACCGCCCGAUGAAUUUGUUCAAUGGAUUGAAAACGGAACUCAACCUAUUUACAUUGGAUUUGGAAGCAUGCCGCUGGAGGAUUCGAACAAAACCACGAAUAUCAUUUUGGAAGCAUUAAAGAACACAGGACAAAGAGGAAUAAUCGAUCGUGGGUGGGGAGAACUUGGCACGCUCCCCAACAUCCAUCACCUUCGAAAAAUUCUUCCGAAUAUUUUCUUCACNUCGAAACAUACAUUAUUUGUAUUAAAAAUUGUGAUUCGUGAAGGUUCAUCACGGUGGAGCUGGAACCACAGCAACUGGACUAAAAGCCGGGGUAAUAAAUAUUCAUCGACAUUUUCCCAACAGUUUUUGUCCUUUAAUCCUCCAAGUGAACACUUCAUUUCUUUUCUUUUCCUUGCAAUUGGUUACAACUUACAAAUGAAUGACGAGAGAUUAUAUAUAAAAAUGAAAAUGCAGUGUCCAACGACCAUUGUGCCGUUUUUUGGGGAUCAGUUUUUUUGGGGAGAGAGAAUACAUCAGAAAGGGCUGGGGCCCGCCCCAAUUCCCAUAUCGCAACUUAGCAUCGAUUCCCUUUCGGAAGCUAUAACAUUCAUGCUCCAGCCAGAGAAGGAAGAUGGCGUGGGGGCUGCAGUAGAUGCGUUUCAUUGCCAUUUGCCGCCAGAGGUACCUUUGACGACAACGCCACCUUCAGAGAAAUAUGACAGCCUAAAUCCUCUGCAGUGGAUUUUCCUUCAGAUUGGAAGAGUUUGCAGCUUAGCUUGUGGUUCUUAA
This is a messenger RNA of Striga asiatica, 2327 nucleotides long. NCBI's taxonomy places the organism in Eukaryota, Viridiplantae, Streptophyta, Magnoliopsida, Lamiales, Orobanchaceae. The record is from the annotation of a GenBank genome assembly.